AUGUCAUUAAGUUUGAGUGAAUUGAUCAAUCAAUCAUUGGACAAAAUCAAAAAGGCAAUAACUAAAAAAUAAUUCGAGUUGAAAUAAAGCAUCGAUGAAGCUUAAUAGCUCAAAGAACAUUUCGAUGCUAAUCAUUUAAUAACAGUGUAUUAAUAGUGCAUUUAAUCCAAACAAGUCAAACUGAUUGAGUUGGCCUUAUUCGACAUUAAAAAUUUAGUAGAACAAGGGUUUUUCGCUGGGGAAUAAUUGAUUGGAGAAAAAAGAGUGAUUGAAGUAAUCUUGGACAUUGUAAUCUAAUGUCAAUAAGAGAAGGAGGAAACAGUUCAAAUUCACAUGAUAAAAGCCAUAUAAGCAAUUAUGACUAAUAGAAAGCACCAUAUAUAUGGGGAACUAAUCACUAAGGUGUUUUCAAUGCUCAUCAAUUUGCAUGCAGUCUCCAAAAUAGUUGUGAUUGUGAAUGCAAGCAAGGAGGCAUGUCAGAAGAUAGUUAGCACUUACUUUUAAAGAUUAGAGGAUUAUGGAAUUUUAAAUGAGGAAGAAUUCCAACAAGCUAUUCAAAAACAAGGCAAUCAAGGACAGCUGGUCUUAGGUAAAUGUAGAGCCAUGGUUAAUGCCGAACAAUAUAUGAGAUCCUUGAUGACUUCUCUUAUAGAUGAAGUGCAGAUCUAUACUGAAAGGAAAUCAGUAUAUGAUAGACAAAUAGAAGAUUUAAAUCAAAUGAAAGUUAUUAAUUUAGAUCUUCAUGAACCCAAUUUAAGAAAUGUAACAGUUGAAAAAAACUAGAUCUAAGUUAGUGUCACCAACGAACAAAAUAUUAAAAAUGGGAAAUUUGGAUGGUGUGUAGUGUGCAGAAACUCAGCAUCACAAUAUUGUAAAGAUACGAAAGUACCAAUUUGUAGUAAAGAGUGUAAGUAUAUACAUCUGAAUUAAAUGAAUAAUUUCUCAUAAUGCUAUCAACACUCAAACAACAGUGACCAAUAUUGCAAGGAUGCCUUGGAAAUCUUGGAAUUGUUAUGUUAACUUAGUCAAAGAGAUAAUACUAAUCCUUAAUUAAGUUAAAUAAUAAUCAAGUGCAAGAUCCUCUCUCUUGAAUUGAUCUAUGAGGCCUUGGCUUAAAGUGAUACAAUCCUAUAAAACAAGCCAAAACUAAUCUAAAUUUUAAAAGAACAAUUAUUGGAAUCUCUAUUAAAGAAUUCCCUAUCUACAGAGAAACAAUUACUCAUAUUGACACUUAAUAUCUUCAUUCAAUUGAUAUGGAAAGUAAGAAGCCAUCUCAAAAAGGAAUUAGAAGCUUUGAUUGAAAAUGUUUAUUUUAAGUUCUUGGAUAGUAGCAACAGCUCCUUUGAUCAUAAGUAAUACACUCUCAAAGUAUUUAAUAAAAUCAUGACCAAACCCAGAGUCGUCAUUGAAAUCUUUGUGAAUUAUGAUUGUUCUUUAGGAUAAAAUAACCUCUUAAAAAAGAUAUUAGAUAUGCAAUGUAGAAUCAUCUAAGGCAGAUUCAGCAAACAAGAAUUCUAAGCAUCAAUCACUCAAAAUCAGGAAACCUAUUUAAAAUCCUUAUGUCUGGAUAAUUAUUAUGGGUACAUUAAAUGUCUUAAGGAAUUCUGCGAAUAGAAUGAGGACCAAUAAAAUGUCAUAUAAGUUUAACAGCUUGAAGAUCAAGAAGAAACAGCCAUUCAAUCAUAGCUAUUAUCACAAGAUCCCAUAGAGAAAUAAAAAUAGAUGAAAUUAGAAAUGAAUAAAGCUGUUUAGAAAUUCAAUUUCAAACCUGAACAUUGUAUAAAACAUUUGCUUGCUUGUUAAUUUAUGGAGACGAGAGAUCCCAAAUUGUUUGCAUAAUUCUUAUGGGAAAAUCGAGAUUUAAACAAAGAUAAAUUAGGAGAAUUAUUUGGUUGUUCAAGUGAAUUCAAUUAAUAAGUAUUCCAAUAGUAUAUAGAUUUUAUGAACUUUAAGGAUUUGCAAGUGGAUGAAGGCUUAAGAUAUAUGCUUGAAUUCUUUACCUUGCCUGGAGAAUCUUAAUAAAUAGAUAGAAUUAUGGAAAAAUUUGCUUCUAAGUAUUGCAUUGAUAAUCCUGGAAUCUAUUAAUCAGCUCAAGCAGCUUAUACACUAUCUUAUCUAUUGAUGAUGUUACAAACAGACUUACACAAUGAAAGAAACUUAGAAAAAAUGACAAUUCCAUAAUUUGUUAAUUUGGCAAAAGGAAUCAAUGAUGGGGAAAACCUUCCAUAAGAUUUAUUGCUUGGAUUUUAUUAAAGAAUCUAGAAAACCCCUCUUGCAUUACAUGCCAAAGAAUAAGCUAAAAGAUCUUUAGAGUAAGCAAAUUAAGUGGAUUAACGAAAAAGACAUGCCAUGCUAGCCAAAGAAGCUGAAGAAUCUUUAAAAAAGUGGUUCAAGGAACAUCCGAAUUAAGAUGCUUAUUUCUAUGCCAAUUCAAUUGAACAUGUGAAAUCUCUAUUAUAAUAAACUUGGAGUGCUAUUUUUGCUUCUAUUAGUGUAUUUUUAGAAUAAACUGAAGAUCAAUAAUAGAUUUUAUUAUGUUUUGAGACCAUCUAAUCCUUUAUAUAAUUGAUGGGUAGAUUUGAUUUAGAUGAAGAAAAAGAUACAUUUAUCAGUUUUUUAUAGAGAUAUUGUACAGGUAUUCCAAACACUUAUCGAUAAAUUUUGGGUGUUUAAGCCUUAAUAAAAGCAGCUAUUCAUUCUGGCUAAUAUUUACGCAAGAGUUGGAAAGUUGCUUUGUAAAUGGUUUCUAGAUUAGAGACCUUGCAUUAAGUUAAUUAUAAUUAGGAAGAUAUUUAAAAUAUCGAGAGAUUGUUUUAAUCCAUUUCAUACGAUUAGAUUGAUAAGAUAUUCAAUAUGUCUAUAAAUUUAGAUUCCAAUUCAAUCUUGGAAUUUAUAAGAGCCUUAUGUGAAUUAUCAAAAGAAGAAAUCAAGCAAAAUAGAACAUUUUUGUUAAGCAGAAUGAUUGAAGUAGCAGAUUUUAACAUGGAUAGAAUUAAGAUCAUAUGGUCAAGAAUGUGGGAAAUAAUGAGGGAACAUUUCCUGGAAGUAGGAUGUCAUAAGAAUGUUGAUUUAGCAAUUUAUGCAAUUGAUCAAUUGAAAUAAUUGAGUUGCAAAUUCUUACAAAAAGAGUUUUUGAUGCCUUUUGAAUAGAUCUUCAGUCACAGUCAAGCAUAAUCUCAAUAUAAAAUAUAAUUAAGGGAAUACUUGUUAUCUUGCAUGUGUAUGAUAACUAAUGUUUGUUUUAAUUCACUAAAAAGUGGGUUGGAAAAUCAUAAUGAGUAUUGUUAAUUAAGCACUUCAAGAAGAUUAAUAAUAGCUAAUAAGAUUGUGUGUACAAAUUACAGAUAAGAUAAUGGAGGAUGUGAACAAUCAAUAGGUUAAUCAAGAAAUCUAUAUGGAACUAAUUUAAGCAUUAAUUAAAUUUGA
Molecule: messenger RNA, 3426 nt
Organism: Paramecium tetraurelia
Lineage: Eukaryota; Ciliophora; Oligohymenophorea; Peniculida; Parameciidae
Exons: 6
Biological process (GO): regulation of ARF protein signal transduction
Molecular function (GO): guanyl-nucleotide exchange factor activity
Source: RefSeq, a predicted model, not a curated record